AUGUCAUUACCACAAUGGUGUCCACCGCAUUCCACCUUAAAAAGAAAUCCAACUACAGGAGAGGACGUAUACUGCAUAUGUAAAAGGCCAGACUAUGGGGAGCUGAUGGUGGGAUGUGAUGGUUGUGAUGACUGGUUUCAUUUCACCUGCCUUCAUAUUCCUGAGCAGUUUAAGGACCUGGUGUUCUCUUUUUAUUGUCCUUACUGUCAAGCGGGGAUUACUGGUAAGAAUAAGGACGCCAUAAUCAAUGGUGAAGGGAGCUUGCCAAAAACCUUAUGGAAAAGAAAAUGUAGGAUAAGUGAUUGCUACAAACCAUGUUUACAGGAUAGUAAAUACUGUUCUGAGGAACAUGGUAGAGAAUUUGUGAAUGAUAUUUGGUCGCGAUUGAAAACAGAUGAGGAUAGAGCAGUCGUCAAGAAAAUGGUCGAACAAACAGGACACAUAGAUAAAUUCAAGAAAUUUGGACAACUGGAUUUCAUUGAUAACAAUAUAGUUGUAAAAACAGAUGACGAAAAGGAAAUAUUCGAUCAAAUUGUUGUACGAGACAUGACGUUAAAAACUCUUGAAGAUGAUCUGCAAGAGGUUCAAGAGAUAUCGCUACCAUUAUUCAAAAAAAAGCUAGAACUUUUGGAAGUAUAUUUGGGAUGGUUAGACAACGUAUAUACCGAAAUGCGCAAGCUGGACGAUGAUGCUGCAAGCCAUGUGGAAUGUGGUAAAGAAGAUUCCAAGGGGACAAAAAGGAAGAAGAAGAAAAAUAGCAGCAGGAGUAGGGCUAGGAAAAAUAUAUGUGGCUAUUGUUCUACAUACGAGCGAAUACCCUGCUCUGUGGAAGAAUUUGUCAGAGAUUUUGGAAGUAAUGAGGAAGCCACCAAAAUACAUGAGGUAUGCACGAAGUGGAAGUGUAACAGACAUUUGGAUUGGGUGUCUACUAAUCAGGAACAAUACCUCCAGCAGAUUGACUCUUUAGAAUCUAUGCAAGAAAGGUUGCAACAUCUGAUACAGGCCAGGAAAAAGCAACUAAAUAUACAAUACUAUGAGGAAAUUUUAAGAAGAGGUUUGUAA
Messenger RNA from Saccharomyces cerevisiae S288C, 1062 nucleotides. RefSeq names its product Spp1p (gene SPP1). NCBI's taxonomy places the organism in Eukaryota, Fungi, Ascomycota, Saccharomycetes, Saccharomycetales, Saccharomycetaceae. The transcript has a single exon. Bases 1 to 1062 code for a protein of 353 amino acids. The record is from RefSeq and is marked reviewed. Gene Ontology annotation, cellular component: Set1C/COMPASS complex; chromosome, telomeric region; nucleus.